GUUCGAUCUCAAUUUGCAUCUCUAAUUAGGUUAGGCCAGAGCCGUGGAGUUCCGAUGAAGAAAUUAAACCUUCUAAAUUAAGAACUCCAAACUUACACCCAAUUCCACUGGUUCGAAGUUUCAAUUUUACUCCAGCCUCUUCGAAUCCUAUCAACCCAUUUCACGUAGGGAUCUACCAAUCAAACUCACUAAUGUAAUCAACUGAACUUUCUCUUACGCAACUUCUUUAAAUUGAUUUGCGUUGCAGCUAGCUGAAACCCAUAUUUGUGGGAACACUAAUAAGAAUCAAGAAGCUAGCCAUCUCAUCUUUUGAGUUGGCUUUGUGUUUAGAAAUGAAACAGUGGAAUUGCAUCUAAUUGGGAAGGGUAGAAUGUUAGCUCGAUUCUACUACUACCUUUGUAAUCAAUUUUAGUCCUUUUUUUGUUUUUGUUUUUGUUUUUGUUUUUGUUUUGUAAUUAAUUGCAUGGAGUAAUUUAUUUUAGUCAUUCCCUGAUUGUACUUGUUCUUAAUUUGACAAGCACUACUCUAAAUUAGGUACAUUUCCUGAAUGGUGAUGUUCUUAUGUGAACUACUACUUAUCCCCGUUGAGUAGAUGACAUCUUUGCUUCAUUUGUUUGUUAUUGUGGAGUCUUCAAAAUUUAUCAUUAGACAGCCGUAGUGCAGUCCCAGAUGUCCCUGCGAUUUGUUGGGUGUCGUUGCAGUUGGGAUUUGGUUAUUAAUUGAGACAUAGACUGGCCUAUGCUAAGUGAUUGCAACAUUUUGUAAACAGUUACUCAGGCACAAGUUACUUAAAGAACAAUAAAAGAGGAAGGAAAUAGUGCAGACGGAGGUUUAUCUUCCAUUUGGAGAAGACUGCUUUUGUGAUUGAGCAUGAUCUUAGAAUGGCUACUUGUCUUGCUGACGGAGUAAUUGUGUACGAGGGGCAACCAUCUAUUGACUGUACUUCCAAUGCUACUCAAUCUUUGUUGACAGGGAUGAACCUUUUCCUAUCUAAAAUCCGGUGCAACAUGACCGGACGAAGCACGUGGAAAUUGAUGGGAACCUCAUCUGUGAAGAAUUCAAAGAAAACAUUAUUGAAGUACGAUAUGUUCGUACACAACAAUUGCCAGGAAACAUGGUGGUUGGAGCAGUUAAUGUAUGUGAAUUCCAAGAGUUAGCGAAAAAAGUUCUUCCAAAGAUGCAUUAUGAUUUCUUUACUGGAGGCGCAGAGGACGAACACACAUUGAGAGAAAAUGUGGAAGCAUUUCGCAGAAUCACGCUUCGACCAAGAGUUCUUAUUGACGUGAGUAGAAUAAAUCUAUCAACGAACAUAUUGGGUUACAAUAUGUCAUCGCCAAUUAUGGUUGCUGCAAUUGCAUUUCAAAACUUAGCUCAUUCUGAAGGAGAAGUUGCAACAGCCAAAGCCGCAGCUGCAGCUAAUACGAUCAUGGUAUUAUCCACUACCUCGACUUGCACGAUAGAGGAGGUUGCUUCAAGCUGCAAUGGUAUUCGGUUCUUCCAGUUAUACAGAGCUGAAAGAAGUGGAUACAAGGCUAUUGUAUUAACGGUAGAAACUCCAAAACUUGGUCGAAGAUGGGCAGACAUAAAGAAUAAGAUGGUUGCACCUGAAUUGAAGAACUUCGAUGGUCUUUUGUCAACUGAAGUGGUUGAUGAGAACGGGUCAAAACUUGAAGCUCUAGCCUCUCAAGUACUUGAUUCUUCUUUAAAUUGGAAGGACAUAGGAUGGUUGAAAUCUAUAACAAAAUUACCAAUUAUUCUCAAGGGGGUGCUCACCUCUGAAGACGCUAUAAAAGCUGUAGAAGCAGGGGUAGCUGGGAUUAUUGUAUCAAACAAUGGAGCUCGUCAACUUGAUUUUGUUCCAGCCACAAUUUCUGUUCUCGAAGAGGUUGUGCAAGCUGUUGGAGGAAGGAUUCCCAUUCUGUUUGAUGGGGGAAUUCGACGUGGAACUGAUGUUUUCAAAGCUUUAGCCAUCGGAGCUCAAGCUGUUCUUGUUGGCAGGCCAGUGAUCUACGGAUUAGCAGCAAAGGGACAAAAUGGGGUAACACGUGUCAUUGAGAUGCUGCAGGAUGAACUUGAACUAACCAUGACCCUAUGUGGAUGCUGUUCUGUGAAGGAUAUAACGAGGAAUUAUGUAGGUACAGAACGUGAUAGAUUGCGAUCGCUGCUCUAAAUACCAUGGAAACAACUCCAUCAUAUGUUAAAGCAAUACACCAGCUCCUUCAAUUAAGAGCGAUGAAUUUUUCUAUUUAUCGUUUGUUUGUGUGGGUCUAUUUCCUUGUAGAAAUAAAGAAUUUAUAAUGGAUUUUUCUAUUUAUCGUUUGUUUGUGUGGGUCUAUUUCCCUGUAGAAAUAAAGAAUUUAUAAUGGUUUUCUUGGACAUUAUCUGAAAAGGCCGGCUUAUCUA
Papaver somniferum (opium poppy) is the source of this 2403-nucleotide messenger RNA. Its product is annotated as peroxisomal (S)-2-hydroxy-acid oxidase GLO4-like. Bases 1115 to 2170 code for a protein of 351 amino acids. Lineage: Eukaryota; Viridiplantae; Streptophyta; Magnoliopsida; Ranunculales; Papaveraceae. Gene Ontology annotation, molecular function: FMN binding; oxidoreductase activity. The record is from RefSeq and is a predicted model, not a curated record. The transcript is spliced from 13 exons.